AAGGAAAUCCCAAUUUGAUAUUACUGUCAAAAUUGUAUUUCUUUUUUAUCCAAUCAUAUACUCUUUUUCUCCAUCUCCCUUCUCUGUUCUUCGCCUCUAGGACGAUAAUUCGAUUUCGAGUCAAGAACUCCACCAAAUCUUCUUCCUUCUUCAAAAUUGUUUCUAAAUCCCGUGAUUCCGGGUCAUUUCUUUGCAAUUCCCCGUAUUGAUUUUGUUUCUGUCUUCCUGAAAAUCCCCUAUUUGUCGACGACGUCGUCGUGAUGAUUCUUUUUCCUUUUGAAAUCUUAAACCCUAAUUAUUGAUCGAGUUUUGAUUUCUUUUAGCGACGGUUCUUGAGUUAAUUUUGCGGUCCGGAGCGUUGAAAUUUUGUUGUGUACGAUUCUUUAGUUAAUGGGCACGAUUAAAUCUUGCAGGGACCCCUCUAAAUCCUAUUCGAAUCUUAGGUCGCCGCCGCCGCCACCUGUGACUUCUUCUACUUCUCGCUUCGAGACCAUUAAUGGAUCGCAUGAGUUUAAGAUCAAUGGGUAUUCCCUCAAUAAGGGGAUGGGGUUUGGGAAAUACAUCGCGUCCGAUACCUUUAUGGUUGCGGGGUAUACGUUUGCUAUAUAUUUCUACCCAGACGGGAAGUGCCUCGAGGAUAACGCGUCGUAUGUCUCGGUUUUUAUAGCGUUGGCUAGCGAAGGGACUGAGGUUAGAGCCCUUUUUGAAUUGAGGUUGUUGGAUCAAACUGGGAAGGGGAACCACAAGGUGCACAGCCAUUUUUUGAGAAGGCUCGAGAGUGGACCUUAUACGCUUAAGUAUCGAGGAAGCAUGUGGGGUUAUAAACGUUAUUAUAAAAGAACUUCUUUAGAAGCAUCUGACUUCCUCAAGGAUGACUGCCUCGAAAUCCACUGUGUAGUUGGUGUUGUUAAGUCCCAGACAGAGGGACCAAAGAUUUACUCCAUAACAACACCACCCUCCAAUAUAGGCCAGCAUUUUGGCAAGAUUUUGGAGAGUGGGAAGCUAACCGACGUGAACUUUGAUGUAGAUGGGGAAACAUUUUCUGCUCACAAGUUAGUUCUCGCAGCACGGUCACCUGUCUUUAGGGCACAGCUCUAUGGCCCUCUGAAGGACCGUAAUACCGAGUGCAUAAAAGUUGAAGAUAUGGAAGCCCCAGUUUUUAAGGCAUUGCUUCAUUUCAUAUAUUGGGAUGACCUACCAGACAUGGAAGAAAUUGUAGGCUUAAACUCAAAAUGGGCUUCCACGCUGAUGUCUCAGCAUCUACUCGCUGCAGCAGACAGAUAUGCAUUAGAGAGACUCAAAUUGCUUUGUGAGGCUAAACUUUGUGAGGAUGUUGCCAUUAAUACGGUUGCAACGACAUUAGCGCUGGCCGAGCAGCAUCAUUGUUUCCAACUAAAAGCUGUAUGUCUGAGAGUCAUUGCACUGCCGGAGAAUUUGAGAGCUGUAAUGCAAACGGAUGGGUUUGAAUAUCUGAAAGAGAGCUGCCCAUCAGUUCUCACCGAACUACUACAAUACGUAGCGAGGGUGACGGAGCAUGCAGUGAUUACUUGCAGCGGGUACGGAAAUGCAAUGGUGUUGGAUGGUAGUUACGUGAAUGGAAGACGAGUAAGGCAAAGGUUAUAUUGAUCCAAUCGUCGUCAAUACUGUUUACUAACGCCAUUCCAACCAUUUGUCGUCGUGCAUUAAGAUAGAUAGAGAGAAAGCCAUGUGCACAGAGGUUGGAUUUAAAACAUGGUCAGUCUGUAAUGCUCUAGUGUUUACUAAUUCACAUUCUAAAUGCUCAGUUUUAGCAUUUCUCUUGGUUUCCUUAUUGUAAAAUACUGGAUUAUGUAUCUUUUGUCUGUAAUCGAUGAAACGAUUUCGUGUAGUUACAUAUACCCAAGAGUUCAAUAUAUCACAGGACCUGUAGAAAUUGUUGGCUCAAGCCCAA
Molecule: messenger RNA, 1930 nt
Organism: Cucurbita maxima (winter squash)
Lineage: Eukaryota; Viridiplantae; Streptophyta; Magnoliopsida; Cucurbitales; Cucurbitaceae
Product: BTB/POZ and MATH domain-containing protein 2-like
Exons: 4
Coding region: 391-1626 (411 amino acids)
Biological process (GO): protein ubiquitination
Molecular function (GO): protein binding
Source: RefSeq, a predicted model, not a curated record